UGACUUCUCUCUCGUCCUGCAACCAUGUUUUGGCGGAAGAUUCUGUCACGAAUCGUGACGGAGCAGAGAUAGGACGGAUGCAAGUGCAGGAUGAACAGUUGUUUAUUACAAAGAGAGAGAGGCAGACAAAUCCAAAACGUGAUCCAAAACGUAAUUCACAAACAUGCAAGAGGUCAGGCGAUUGGCAAACAGGCAUACACGGGGCAAGGCAGGAAUCUAGGUCGAUAAACAAAACAAGAAACGAACUAUGACGAGGGGCUGGAAGCAGAUAAUCCAGCACGAACUAACUCUAAACAUGGACUAGGACUAGGACUAUGACUAGGACUAGGACUAUGACUAGGACUAGGACUAUGACUAUGACUAUCGUUAAACUAGCUCUAAACAUUUACUCUUCCGCGUUGUGUGCUGGGAGGCGCGCGGUAUAUAUGCGGAUAUGAUCAGCGUCUAAACCGCUAGCAGCUGAGAGCAAUUCAGACCCACGUGAAAUCCCAGCCAAUGACAGAACAGGGAGGAGACAUGACAGAAACAUAAACAAAACCCACGUGUCCAGAUGUCAUUACAGUCAACAACGGAAAAGCAGGUGCUCACGCAUUCGCGCUUAGAGCAUGCUGCUUCAAGGGGGAAUCGUGACAUUCAUGUGAGAGUAAAUGGCCUAGUCUGUAGUCAGAUGUUUACAUUAUACUUAAUAGAAAAGAAUAUACACCGUACUAAAUACUAAAAAUAUUUCUGCCCAUUUUUAUGUGGUAUAUGUGGGGGGGGUUAUAUAUAUAUAUAUGUGUGUGUGUGUGCGUGUGUGUAUAUACAUAUAUAUGUGUGUGUGUGUGUGUGUGUGUGUGUAAACAUAUGUGUAUAUUUUUUAUUAUUGUUAUUAUUAUUAUUAUUAUUAUUAUUAUUAUUAUUAAUUGUUUGCCUGUGCUCAAGUUCUCUGUUAAUUGUUGGUUUGUGCAAUGAUUUUGCUUUAUGUUUGUGAAUAGAACAUGUACCUUUGAAUCGCUAUAGCAAGGUUAUAUAAUGCACUUUGUAAAUCUCGAGCAUUGUCCUAUAAAUAUUUCCUGCAGCCCCCCCUUCAUUUUUCUCACACAAAAUCUUUCUUUUUUCCCCUGAUUCUUUUGGUACCCCUGUGAACUCUGUUACCUAAGACAGUCCCAUCAGAGGAGAGAGGGAUCAGUGACAUAGAGGUAUAUGAGUGUGUGUGUGUGUGUGUGUGUGUUGCUGGCUUUCACUACUGGUGGAUCAAGUGAAUAGGGCAUUGUAGGGGGUUCCUGACUAACAGGUCACAGAGGCACUUUUGCAGCGCCACAUUGUUUUGUAAGCAUUCAACGAGGCUUUAGGCCAUCUGGGCCAUUCACCCUCAUUGCACAGUCUGGCUGGAAGUUAUAAACACAGUCCGCUUGGUCUGUGUGUGUGUGUGUGUGUGUGUAUUAGAAGAAAGAGAAGAUUCUUCAGACGAGUGUGCUGUGUCCUGUCCUGGUGUAUCAUCAUGGAUCAGAAUCAGAAUGUAGGCUACAGCUCUGAAAAUGAAUCUCAGGGCAAUAAUUCUUUGCGAUGGCACUGUGGCCUUCCCUCUUCCUCAGGUAAGACUUCAACACGGAUGCCAUCUUGCCCUCUGUCUCACCUGGAGGGCCGCAGUCCAAAUAUUGGCUUGGACAAUGCCAAGAAGAGAAUCUCAAAACCUGCUCACAUGCGGAGGAACAUCAGGAAGUUGUUGAAAGAGCACCACUUGGAUGUGGUAACUAAAGUUUCCCAACUUGAAGAGACAAAGAGACGCAAGCGCCUGGAUCAGAGGAACAAUUUUACUGUAGCUCCAGAGCUUGUGUACACACACACACUAGGGGAUCUGUGUGCAAGUCUGACAUAUGGCUCCAAGGAAAGUGCAGUAUGUGUGCAAACAAGCAACAGCAGUAACGCAUACAGCACUGAAGUGUCAGUGCUUCGAACAACUGCCCCUAUAAGAGAGGCUGUGUGUGUUUCUGUAGACCAAAGUUCAGUUGAGAAAACCACCUCAUGCUUCAUCAGCAAAUCUGCCAAUGAGGAUUCUGAGAGCAGCGGUGUGCCUCUUAACAAUGCUGUCAACCAACCAGAUGCUCAGGAGCGAGUCCUCAUCAAUGUCGGUCACCCAGAGGAUGACAGUGACAUCUACCUCUCCCCUCAACUUGCAUGUUUCGUCAAACCUCAUCAGAUUGGAGGAAUUCGGUUUCUGUACAAUAACUUGGUUGAGUCACAGAAGCAUUUUAAAAGCACCCCUGGUUUUGGCUGUAUCCUGGCUCACAGCAUGGGCCUGGGUAAAACUCUACAGGUCAUCUCUUUCAUCGACAUCCUGCUGCGCCACACCGGAGCUCACACCGUGCUCGCCAUCGUCCCUGUGAACACACUACAUAACUGGUUGGCGGAAUUUAAUCUCUGGGUCCCGCCUGCUGAAGCCCUGCCACCUGACAAUGACCCUGGCCACAUUACGCCACGUAACUUUAAGGUUCACAUCCUUAAUGACGAGCACAAGACCACAAGCAGCCGUGCUAAGGUAGUCGAAGACUGGUACAGAGAUGGUGGUGUGCUGCUAAUGGGCUAUGAGAUGUACCGCCUACUCUCACUCAAGAAAAGCUUUGUCACUGGGCGAAAAAAAAAGAACACAAAGCCAUGUGAGCAGGGUAUAAUUGAUGUAGAUAAGGAGGACCACCAGCAGAAGCUAAUGAAAGGCAUCGAGAGGGCUCUUUCUCAGCCUGGUCCAGAUGUGGUGGUCUGUGAUGAGGGCCACCGCAUUAAGAACUGGCAUGCCAGCACCUCACAGGCUCUGAAGGGCAUUGGGACACGGCGGCGGCUAGUGCUGACUGGUUACCCACUGCAAAACAACUUGUAUGAGUACUGGUGCAUGGUGGACUUUGUGCGUCCCGGCUUCCUGGGCACACGGCCUGAGUUCAGCAACAUGUUUGUGCGGCCCAUCCUGAAUGGCCAGUGUGUGGACAGCACACCUGAAGAUGUACAGCUCAUGCGCUACCGCAGCCAUGUGCUACACAAUCUGUUGGAAGGCUUUGUACAAAGAUGUGGACAUGAUGUGCUAUGCUCCCAGCUGCCACAGAAGCAGGAGCAUGUAAUUUUGGUGCGUCUGACGGCACUGCAGCGCGCACUCUAUGUUGAAUUCAUGAAUCGCUUUAGAGAGGCUGGAAAUACUGGCUGGCUUAGCCUUAACCCACUUAAAGCCUUCUGUGUCUGCUGCAAAAUCUGGAACCACCCUGACAUACUGUUUGAGGCACUUGAAAGGGAAAAUAUGGCCAGUGAGCAGGAUCUGGACCUGGAUGACAUCACUGCUAGCAGUACUCAUUGCUCAGCCAAUCAGAGCUCGAAACCCUGUGAAUCAAGCAGCAAUCAAGGAGAACUGACUCUAAGUCGGCUGCAGGAGAAAUCCAGUCAGGUUAUUACAUAUGAAUGGGCAAAAGACAUCAUGGCAGGCUAUAAGAAAGGCAUCUUAGAAAAUUCAGCUAAGAUGGUCCUGUUUUUUCACAUUAUUGAGGAAAGCGUCAUGAGUGGAGACAAGGUCUUGGUUUUCAGUCAGAGUCUGUCCACGCUUACAGUCAUUGAAGAAUUUCUGGUCAAGAGAACGAUGCCUGACUAUAGCGGAAGUGGUGUGAAGCAGACCUGGGUCCGCAAUGUCAACUACUAUAGGCUGGAUGGAAGCACCUCAGUUUCAGAGCGAGAAAGGCUUAUAAACCAGUUUAAUGAUGUGACAAAUAAUUCUGCUCGGCUUUUUCUGCUGUCCACCAGGGCUGGCUGUCUUGGUGUGAACUUGAUUGGUGCCAAUCGUGUGGUGGUGUUCGAUGCCUCUUGGAAUCCAUGCCAUGAUGCUCAAGCUGUGUGCCGUGUUUAUCGCUAUGGGCAGCGCAAGCCAUGCCACAUCUACAGACUUGUGUCUGACUUUACCUUGGAAAAGAAAAUCUAUGACCGGCAGAUCUCCAAACAGGGAAUGUCUGAUCGUGUGAUAGAUGACUUGAAUCCUGUUCUGACAUUCACACGCCGGGAGGUGGAGUCUCUCUUGAACCUUGUGGAAGAGGAGCCUGAUCCAUUAGACUCUGCCUAUCUACUCCACCCUCAGGAAAACAUGGAGACAGUCCUCAGGAAAGCCUGUAUGAGAUACCCUCACCUUAUAACCAAGCAACCCUUUAACCAUGAGUCCUUACUGAUGGACCGACAAGACCUCAAACUUACAAAGGAGGAGAAGCAAGCAGCUAAGAAGAGCUAUGAGAAUGAGAAGAGAGCAUCAGUGCCCUACACACGUCCAUCAUAUGCACACUACUACCCAGCUAGUGACCAAAGCCUUACCAACAUCCCUGCCUUCAGCCAGAGAAACUGGAGGCCUCCCUCACAGCUGGAGGAUAAACCAGCUGCCAGUAUUCACCUGGCACAGACAACCCUAACACCAACAGUGCACAAAAAGGAAGGCCAGAAGGAAAGUCAGGUUUCUGCCCCCUCUGUGAAAUUAGGCCCCAAAUCUGCUCUCAAUUUUCCAGUCACCUACCUACAGAAAGCAGGAGUCUUUGUACAGAAGACUGUCACUACUACAGAUAUUGUGAUUCCUGGUGCAAACAAUUUGUCAGAGACAAAGACCAAGAUAAGUGCAGGCGAAAGCAUCCACAUCAUCAGAGGAACUAAAGGAACCUACAUUCGGACAUCGGAUGGAAGAAUCUUUGCCAUCCGUGCUGUGAGAAAAUCCAGACAAAGUGAAGAGAGUACAGACACAAAGAAAGACAUGCCACCCUCACUGGAGAACUCCAUAAGUAAGAGCACGAGUGGUAGUCUGUCCCCUGAUAACAUGCCAAAAGUCUUAACUCCCAAAGCCAUGACUCGACCUCUCUCCCCAGAUACACCAGAAAUUCUGAGUGAGCUUCAGCGUUACACCAAAGUGCCACCUCUGCCUCCCUCAGGAGUGGCCAAUCCAGAGACAGCCUCAGAAAAGGGAGUUAUGAUUCUGCCUCAAACCAAUAUUGCCUCACCAGACAAUGAUGUGCCACUGGACCUAAGGGGCACAAAGCGCAAAUCCACAUCACCACCUGCCAAUGAAUAUUCGUCCAAGCAGCAAACUCCAGAACAAAGAGGUUCUGUUCCACCUUCUGGACAGAAUUAUCCAUUCACAGGUACUUACGGCUUAAAUUCUCCCAUCAACCCUGGUGUAAACCACGCCCUUCUGAGCUCACUCAACUCUAUGUGGUCACCCUACUUCCAACCUCAUGUUCCUAUGGUUGAGCACCAACUCAUGUUCCAGAUCUCUCCAGAUACCUACAACCUUAGAAAUACAGCUUUGCCCAGCUCCUCCCCAACAUCCUCCAGCAUCACCUCUAGUACUACAGCAACUUCAUCCUCCUCUAUUUCAGUUUCUUCAUCAUGCUUGAUGAGCCAUGAAGUACCUGGGACGUUUGUGCCGACAUUUCUGUCACAAUAUGGGCAACCAUUGGGUAUGUACCCAUCCAUGCUAAUGACUCAAGGGAUUCCAGGACAGGCAGGAUCUAGCAUCCUGCCCCAGUACGUGUCCUCUGGCCCACAAGGUGGUGCUAAUGAGUCUUGUCUCGUCACAGACAAUAGAGCACCGAGAGCUGAGGAUAACAGUCAUAUUUGCGACAAUCAUGAUGAUGUAAUUGCAAUGAUGGACCAGUAAGAGAAGACCCAUGUUGCAGAAUGUGGAAAUUUUUGUUUGAUUAUGAGAACCAACAAUUUGAUUUUACAAGAUGGACUACAAAUGUGGACAAAUUGUGGAAAAAAUCCUUAUCCUUAAACAGAAAUUUGAAAAAAGUAUUCAAAUAAGUCUUUGGGGAUAAUGAACUAUGGACUUUCGUCCAGCUACUGUACAUGUUGAGAUUAAACAAAACCUGUUUGGGAAUCCGAGAGGUUUCAUCUGAAGAAGUUUAGAUGUUAUUUAUCAAAUGAUGGUAUAAUUUGAUAAUUAACCUGACCUAAGUAAGUUAGUAAGUGACACUCAAAUAAAUGUUCAAAUAAACAGUCAUGUAAAAAAAAAAAAUACACCUCAUUGGCUUUUUUGACAUAUUUGGACAAGCAAACAUUUGAUCAUCUUUGAAACCGUGCCUAUUAAUAAAGUUUAUAUACAUGGAAAUUAGCUUUUUCAAUCUUUUCUUCAAAUGCAAUAGGUGUGAUAUUCUUCUGUGGAAAAAGUAAGUAUACCCUUGACCUCAGAAGCUAGUAUUUCCCACUUUAGCAGAAAUAACUUCUUGUAGGCAUUUUGCAUAAUUGUCCACCAGUCUCUGACAUCAGCUUGAUGGAAUUUUUGACCACUCCUCCAUGCAGUAUUCUUUCAGUUGCAAGAUGUUUGAGGGUUUUCUUGCAUGUACUGCCCAUUUCAAAUCCCCCUACAACAUUUCAAUGGGAUUCAAAUCCAGGCUUUGACUAGACCAUUCCAUAACCCUCCCAUUUCUUCUUUUUGAGUCAUUCCUUGGUGGAUUUGCUAGUGUGCUUAGGAUCAUUAUUCAAUUGAAAGUUCCACUUUUGGUUCAACUUCAACUUUCGGACAGAUGGCCUCACAUUAACUUCAAGCACUUUUUGAUAUGAUGCUGAAUUCAUAGGUUAAUCAAUCAGUGAAUGCAAGCUGUCCAGUCCCUGAGGCAGUGAAGCAUCCCCAAAUCAUAACAUUUCCACCACUGUGCUUCAAAGUUUGUAUGAGGCUCUUAUUCUUAAAAGCUGUCUUUGGUCAGUGCCAAACAUGUCUGCUGUUACUGUGCACAAACAACUCUAUCUUUGCUUCGUCUGUCCCGACACAUUAUUCCAAAAGGCCUGGUCUUUGCCUAUAUGCUCAUUGGCAAACUGUAGUCUUGCUUUAAUGUUCUUUUUAGACAGCAAAGGCUUUUUCCUGGCACGCUUGCCAAGCAGGUCAAAUUUGUGCAAUCUCUUUCUGAUAGUAGAAGCAUGCACUUUGACACCAACAGUUGCAAGACUUACUAGCAGAUCCUGUGAUGAAAUUUUUGGGUUCUUGGAGAGUUUUUUUUUGCAUCAGACAGUCUGCUUUUGGGCUGAAUUUGCUGGGACGGCCAGUCCUGGACAAAUUGGCAGUCGUUUGAAAUCUGCACUAUUUGUAGAUUAUUUUCCUUACAGUGGAAUGAUGUAUUUCAAAUAAUUUGUAGAUCUUUUUAAAUUCCUUUCCAGACUCAUAGGCAUCCACAACCUUUUUUCUGAAGGCCUUACAGAACUCUUUAGAUCUUGACAUGAUGACACCACACCUCAAUAGCAAAGGGAACACCAGACACUAUAUAUGAGACAGUAUAAAUAAGACAGAUUCCACCUGCACUCCCUAAGCAGGUUCUAAUCACUGACACCCAAUCUUGAACACCUGAUUCUAAUUUUAUGGAUUUGAAGGUGUGAUAAAUGUAGGGGUGUCGUUACUUUUUCCAUGUGACUGAACUGGUUCAGUGUUUUUUUGUUAAUUUGAAAUGUGAAAAUGACUACAAAAUGUACAUUUUAGUUGUCAUUUCAUAGUGUAUCAACGUUAUUAAUAGGCACUGUUUCAAAAAGGAUCAAAUGUUUGCUUGUCCAAAUAUUAAAGAAAGGGAAAAAGCCAACCAUACCGGUGUACUUAUUUUUUCACAUGACUGUAAGUGAUUUGUUUGACAUAUUACCUAUAUUUUCAUCAAAAUAUAAUUUCUCCAUAUAUAUAUAUAUAUAUAUAUACUUAUAUAUAUAUAUAUAUAUAUAUAUACUUUUUCCACCAUUGGCCUUGAGGAAUCUUGCACAGGCCUUGUUGCAUCUUGCACAGGCUUUAGAGAUGGACAUUAGACCGAAGGCCACAUUCAUUGACUACAUGACAUACUAACACACUCUCUUUGUAAAACAUGUCCAGUGAUGUCAACUGAUUUUGUGAACAUUUUAAACAUUUUUAAGACUGGUCACAAGCAGGUGAGCUCUUGCUGCAUAUGGGGAGGAGCUAUUUCCUAAAUGGGUUGUAUUAAAAUCGCAUGACACUGAGCUCACAUGAAUGAACAUGUGUAUGCUUAAACUCUGAUGCCUUGUUCUGCUGGCUCACUGAAUGUAGUGGUGGGGGCAAAUGGUUCAGGAGCAUGUGUUCUCCAAAUUUCAGCCUGUAGUCCUGCUUAAGUUUAAACAUGAAACCAUUGCCUAGGCUACACACAUGUGGGACAUGAGUUUGUUCAUUUUUUAAAAUACAUUUUGCACUGCCUGUCUGCUCAACCAUUUGUUGUCUUUUUUCUGUAAUGAUGCACUAAUGUGCAAAAAUUAUCAAAGAAAAUCAAUUGUUUUGUUUAAAGUACCAAAAUUUGGUUUCCCUCUGCCAAAAUAUUUUCAGUUAAUCAGAUCCGCCAGAUUUCAUCACAUCUUUUAUUACCUGGGGAAAUGGAAAAGAUAUGAUUGGUAACUGUUGUUUCCAUUUCCAAAAAUAUGAAGAGAUUUGAUCUAGUCAAAUUUACUGGCAUAACAUUUUACACCAAAUAAGAAUACUACAAAAGUGGUACAGUAUGAUGUGUAAUGCUAACACCAUCUUACCUCAUUUUAAUAUUUGUAUGUGGCAUUUCCUGUUGUGUUUACAAACAUCAUGGUCCUGCUCACUUGUUUCCCACACUGUUUCCCUUUUGGCCAUUUUGGCAUAAACAUUCACAGUUUUAAUCUAAUUAGACAGUGGUUCAGGAAAUUGUAUCUUAUUAUGUGGUCAUUCUUUUCAUUUGUGCUAAUUGUUACACUUUACAUGUUCUAUACCUUUCUAUUCCUUGUUCAAAAAUAUAUCAAAUUAAUUUAUUAUAUUGAUACAUAUUUAUUCAUUGUAUUUUUAUUUUAUAAGUUUUUGUAUGAGGGGUUUGUGUUCUCACAGUCAAAUGAUUGAAGAAGUGCGUGUGUGUGUCUGUCUGUAAGUGAAAACAUAUUUGCAACUUGACUGAAGCAUGUGAAGCUUACUGGCCAUUGAUCCAAGGUUUGUUAUGAUCAGCUUAGCUUAAAUUAAGUUUUUCGAAUGGCCCAGUAUUCCACUUUCUUUGCUUAUUACUCCUGACUUGAGGUAUUUUAAUUCUAGAAUAAGUUUAGUGUAGGGGAAGAUAUUUGUUUAAUAAGGAAAAACACCUUCUGGUUUGAUGUAUAACCUAAUGAAAGCACUCCACUGACAUAAAACUGAAACUGGUUGUUCAAAUUUCUCUAUGUAGUUUUCUUUUUAGGAUUGUAAAUAAAAAAAUAUAUAUAAUGCUUUAAGAA
Ictalurus punctatus (channel catfish) is the source of this 9183-nucleotide messenger RNA. Its product is annotated as helicase ARIP4. Bases 1481 to 5641 code for a protein of 1386 amino acids. Gene Ontology annotation, cellular component: nucleus. NCBI's taxonomy places the organism in Eukaryota, Metazoa, Chordata, Actinopteri, Siluriformes, Ictaluridae. The record is from RefSeq and is a predicted model, not a curated record. The transcript has 21 exons. Gene Ontology annotation, molecular function: ATP binding; ATP hydrolysis activity; ATP-dependent chromatin remodeler activity.